Molecule: messenger RNA, 714 nt
Organism: Prunus armeniaca (apricot)
Lineage: Eukaryota; Viridiplantae; Streptophyta; Magnoliopsida; Rosales; Rosaceae
Source: the annotation of a GenBank genome assembly
AUGGCGUUGCCAGCUGCUCUCAGUCUCAGUAUUGCAUCUCUCUCAUCAAUCUCAAGCCAUCCACACUCUCAUCUCCUCCCUUCUCAUCAAAUUAACUGCAGCUUUUCCUCUCCCUCUCCAUGUAUAUACAGCAAUCAUACUAGUCAUUCAAAGCCUUACAGAAGACUAACACCCUGGAGCCAGCACUGUUGUUUUCGUGUUUCAUAUCGAUUCUCUGCUGCUGCCGAAGGCGCGGACGACAACAACGAAGAAGCCGAGGAUGGUAGCUUCGAUGAAGCUGUUGUCCUUUUCAACACAAGGGACUACUACAAGUGCCAUGACUUCCUUGAGUCACUUUGGAACAAUGCUGAGGAACCCACCAGAACUCUUAUUCAUGGCAUUCUACAAUGCGCUGUGGGAUUCCAUCACCUAUUCAACCAGAAUCAUAAAGGAGCCAUGAUGGAGCUGGGAGAGGGACUUUGUAAGCUGAGAAAGAUGAAUUUCAAAAGUGGUCCAUUUUAUCAGUUUGAGCAAGAAAUCUCUGCAGCUCUGGAUUUUAUUUAUCAAACACAGAUAGAGUUGGCUGCCUGUACAGAGGAUCUUUGUGUUACAAUGGAUCAAUCAGAGAGAUCAUACCAACUUCUAGGUGGGUCUUAUGACAGUGAGCCACCAAAGGUGAAGCUUCCAACCCUCAAUGCAACCGCAGAACAUCUCGUGGCCUGUCAAUACAAGUGA